AAGAUGGCCUAAACACGCUGCAAAUUAAAUUGCGAUGAGAUCAGCAGAGCUAGCCACAAUUAACAUGUCUAUGGGAUUUGCACUAAAAGUGUGGAGCUAGCAUUUUGUGUGCAAGUUGCACUAUGGUAACAAAACUAGCAGCUGCUCGUAUAUAUGUGUGUGGGUGUGUGUAAAAUUCAUGGAAUCGAUGCUCGAUCGAUCGAUAAAUAGCUUUAACCAACUUUUGUUCUAGGUAUGCCGGCCAACAUGCGUGCAAAAACAAGUAUAUGUAGUGUAGAUGAUGCAGUGGAAGAAAUUAGGUACCAACGAAUUGGGCAUUCACAAAGCAUGCCCUGCCCCUUCCACGCACUUGAAGGGCCAAAGUAAGCUGCCUAUACGUACGUACGUGCGAUCGAUCGAUGCUGUCCAUGCCGUUCCGGCUGCAGCUAGGGCCAUCCGUCACCGAUCGACCGUAACGUACGUACUACUUGCAGGGGUACUACACCACGCACUACUGCUGCACGUACGGCUAGCUAGGAUAUAUAGUGGAACAUUCAGUAGAUGAUAUUGCUCGGUCACUUUUCUCACCGUGAGAUUGUGGUCACUAUAUAUACCACAGAGCACGCCGAGGGAUCGGGGAGAGAUGACGACUGACUCUGUGAGCUAGGGGACUGAGAUGAUACUUGAGUAUUUUUUUAUUGACCCUUAAAAAUGCUGUAAUUAAUUAAGCAGGUCUAGCGCUAGCUCUUUAAUUAACCUUGCAAGAUUUGAUAAUUAAUGCAUGGUGGAGUACGACUGUGUGAGAUGCAUAUAUACCAUUUCAACCUUUCAUGCCCUCCUGCGGCCGUGCAUUGAUCCUCAGGAGUCAGAGAUGCAUGGUCUCUUACAAUGUUCCAGUGGUCUUCUUGUUUGGAUUAUACUGUAUUGAUCGGCGAUCUUUUCGCCGCAUCGCAGUUGCGCACUACACUAUAGAAGUACCAUAUAUGUAUCGUGCAUGACCUGCUGCUAGCAUCCACACGUGCGUUUCUUUUCUUUUCUUUCCGGCCGUGCGCGUCCAGGUGGAAGGCACUGCACGGUUAAUUUCCUUGUAAUUCAUACACUACACAAAAUAAAGUAUACGGAGAUGACCGAUCGACAUCAAUAUGGAUGCAUGCAUACAUGUCAUAGAGGAUCGAUGAGCUCAGCUAGCUAGCUCCAAAAGCAGUGGAGUGGCAAGAGUGGCCACUAAUUAUGGUUGAAAGAAACAAACUCCUACUUUACUCUUGUUAAUUUAUUUAUAUACGCUGCGGGCUGAUUUCCAUUUUACAAUUUAUAAAUUGAUUUGGAGCACAGAUCGAUACGUGCAGAGACCUAGCAGUAACAGGUCGAUCAAUAAGAUGGCAUGCAUGCAGUUGCAGCUGACGCGCACCGAUCCUAUAUAUAUACGUACGAUGCAAACGAUGCAUUGCAUUGCAUGCAUGGGCCAAUAAGUAACUAAUAAGCCAGACAAGCCAAGCGACUAAUAUAUAGUUAGAAUCAGAAAGAAUGCCACCGUCGUCGGCGGCCACCACCGGCGGCGCCGUCCAUAAACCAAUUAUCAUGCCGCCCGAGUCGGAGAGGCAGAUCAAUAAUCUUCCAGACGUACUGCAGCCCCGCCGGCGGUGGCGGUCCUCGCUCGCCACGGGCUUCCGCUCGGCCCUGGCCUGCACCAUCGUCGGCGUGGCCUCCAUCUACGCUCCGCUCGUCAUCCGCCGCCACCUCACCUUCCCGGCCUUCUCUUACGUAGUCACCGUCAUCGUAGUCACCGACGCCACGCUGGGCAGCUCCCUGCGCGGCGCCCUCAGCGCGGUCCACGCCACGGCCAUGGGCGCAGUUCCAUCGGUGCUGCCACUCUGGCUGGCGCACCGCACCGGCGCCGGGGAGUCGGUGCUGGCGACGACGGCGGUGGUGGCGCUGAGCACGUUCGCGGUGGCGGUGGCGGGGUCGGCGGGGACGGUGGCGAAGCGGAUCGCGCUGGGGCAGAUCAUCAUCAUAUACGUGGCGAGGUUCAGGGAGGAGAGAAUGCGGUCGGAGGCGGUGCUGCUGCAUCCGGCAAACGUGGUGGCGUGCACGGCGCUCGGGGUGGUGGCGGCGCUGCUGGGCGUGCUGCUCCCCUGCCCGAGGCUGGCCACGCGCGACGCCACGGACAAGAGGCUCGCCUACUUGGAGGUGGCGGCGGAGAGGGUCAGGCUGCUGGCCGACGCCUUCCAGUUGCACUUCUCCAGCGACGAGGCUGCAGGUGAUGAUGAGGAGAGAGCAUCAUCUUGUCGUUGCCGCAGACGGCGGCGGCAGUGCGUGGCCGCGUGCAUCAUGUCGCAGGCCGACCGCGCAGCCUCCGCCGGCGCCCUCCUCCUCCGCCGCAUAAGCUCCGCACAAGGUGACUUGCAGUGGGAGCGAAUGCCGGCGCUGCUGAAACGGUGGUGCAGCAGCAGGUGGGAUGACGACGACGAACAAGCUUGUGCGCGGCUGCACGAGUUGAUCGAGAUGCCUCUGCGAGGGAUGGAGAUGGCCUGCACCCACAUGCUGCAGCAGCCAUGUUGGCCUAACACUAACACUAUCAGCAGCAUCUGCACGACACCAACAUGGCUGCAGCACGCUACCGACCAUGUACGCCUGGCUUUGCUCACAAAACGCAUUCCCAGCUGCAGCAACACAGGCACAGGCAGCAUGGAGAUGGCCAAACUAGCGCCGGUCUCUGUUGGUGCUCUGGAGCAGCAGCAGCAGCUGGCUCCUUUCCUCUUCUUCUUAUGCUUGGAUCUCCUCCUCCAAGGAUCUCAUCCGGCGCCCCAACGUCCACCUAAGCUGCUGCUGUCUGUGUCUGCACACUCAGACGCUGCUGCCUCCCAAGUGAAGGUGAUCCCAGCAGCAACAACAAAAGACGACGAUGAAGAGCAACCGGAGCAGACGAGGAAGAAGAAACACCAGUGCCCUCGGCAAACGACAAGAAGCACCAUGAGGAGGAGGCUGGUGGCCGCGGCCAAGUGCAGCUUCUCGCUGGGCCUCGCCGUCCUGCUCGGCCUGCUCUUCAGCAGCGACCACGGCUUCUGGUCGGGGCUCGUCGUGGCCACCACCAUGGCCACCGGCCGCGAGUGGACCUGGGCUCUCGCCAUUGCGCGUGCUCACGGCACCGCUCUCGGAUCCGUAUAUGGCGCGCUGGCCUGCCUUGUCAUCGAUCGCAUGGAGCUGCGCUUCCUCGCCCUGCUCCCCUGGCUCAUCCUCACUGCCGGCUUCCUCAAGCGCAGUCGUGCCUACGGCCCCGCUGGCGCUGGGGGUGUAGCAGCUGCGGUGUCUGGCAUCAUCAUCGUUGGCCGCCGCUACGACGAGCCGCCCAUGGCCUUCACCGUCGCACGCCUGGUGGAGACCUUCAUAGGCCUCGCCUGCAUCAUCGUGGCCGACCUCGUCUUCCAGCCCGCCGCCAGGCCGUCCACCAAGGCCACGGCACAGCUCGACCGCUGCCUCGCCGCACUCAAAGGCUGCUUCAGUCGGGGACGACAGACGACGACCAAAGUGAAGGUGAAGGCGGUGCAGGAGCAGGUGGCCCUGCUGGAGAGAUGCGUGGCAGAGGCUGCCGGCGAGCCCCAUUUCCCGUGGUCGCCGCCGUUCCCGGCGAGCUGCUACCACAAGGUGGCGGGGAGCCUUGGCAGGAUGGCGCAGCUGCUCUACCUCUACACACAGGCACAUCCAACUCCAAUACCAGCAGCAGACGAGGAUGCAACGCAGCGCUUCCACUGCCUCGUCUCCGCAUCCCUGGAGCGAAGCGCCGACCUCCUCCUCCGACUCAGUCGUAUCAGCAGCAGCAGCAGCAGAGACGAGGAGGACCUGGAGGCCGGCAUCCGGGUCAGCAGCGGCAGUGACACCUGUUGCUGUGACGACGAGGAUGCACCAGAGAUGCUGGUGCGGUCGUUCCUGUCACAGCAGCAGCAGCAGCAAGAUCAAGGAGUAGCAUUAGCAUUGGCUUCCAUUGGGUUCUGCAUGGGAGAGAUGGCCAAGGAGGCCCUCCAGCUGGAGGCCUACAUGCUCGACCUCAUACUCCUCGCUCAUUAGCAUCUACUCUACUGUACCUCUCUAUUCUGUUUGUCUACAACAGCACAUAAUCAAUUCAAUCCUCUUGCCAGGCUGCCAAGCUGCAUGCUUGCUUUGCUUGUGUGUCCAUCAA
This is a messenger RNA of Oryza sativa Japonica Group (Japanese rice), 4153 nucleotides long. RefSeq lists its product as uncharacterized. Gene Ontology annotation, cellular component: plasma membrane. The record is from RefSeq and is a predicted model, not a curated record. NCBI's taxonomy places the organism in Eukaryota, Viridiplantae, Streptophyta, Magnoliopsida, Poales, Poaceae.